This is a messenger RNA of Peronospora matthiolae, 1977 nucleotides long. The record is from the annotation of a GenBank genome assembly. Lineage: Eukaryota; Oomycota; Peronosporomycetes; Peronosporales; Peronosporaceae.
AUGGAGUUCCUCGUGCACAAUAUCUCGCACUCGGACCUGGUUGUAGAGCUCUCGUGGCUCCAUCCGGACAAUAAAGACCUCCUCGUCAUCCCUUCCACCUCCAGUAACAGCAACAGCCAUGCAACGACUGACCCUCUACCGUCAACCCAUGAAGCUCGAGCCAGCGUCGAUAUCGACGGCAUCUCCGUGCCCUUGUCAAUCCUAGCUCGACCCAAGUACAGUCUCUUCCAGCAAACGAGUCGCCGCAUCCUCGACCGCGUGCAGCAACUUCAACUCGAGCAACCUCGAGCGUCCUCCUCCUCUUCCUGGUCGAGUUUGUUGCAUACCUGCAACGUUACGAGGGACAAGCGCUCGACACCUUGCAAUGCUGACACGCAGCUCCCGAUCGGCUUCAACUUGGCAGCCGCUCCCAUUGAGCUGAGCAAGUCGGAGCUGUUACGCGAUUUCCAGCUACGGACUGAAGGCGACCGCGUGGAGCGCUAUUGGGAUGGCCGCGUUGGGAUCACGGCCGUCUACUUCCCGUUGGUCGCACUCUUGUUGCCAAAGUGGCUGCAAGUGCUGACCGAGUUCCAAUCCGAAACCAGUCGACGACUCGUGUACUUGAUCAGUGGCGCCGGCAUCCCGCGGCAUGUCGAGCACGUGGGCAGUGGGAACUCGACCGAGGUCACGGCUCAGCUUCUCGCGUUAUUCGUGCAUGAAUAUGACCGUCACGUGACGGUGAUUCAAGUCCAUUCGGGCUCGAACAUCUUCCGCUUUGAUGACAAUGUGCAGUUCAUGACAAGGGAGUUGCGACCGCUGUUGGAAGCUCAUCGAGAGACGCUCGUGGAUCGAUGUGGCGAGACGUGGAAGGCUCAUUUUCACGUCACCAUUGCCUACGCGGAUGGCCCUCCAGCUCGAUUGAGUGCACUUAAUGCUUCACUACGGAUCUAUCGCCCGUCGUAUCUACAUGUGUGGCAGCUCAAGACAUUCUGGCACGAGUGGAAAGUAUCUCUCAUGGACGUGGACUUUCACUCGUUCGAGAACAUUGAGGCGUCGCCGUUAGUCGCACCGAGCAAAGCGGAUGCACUGACCCAGCGGAUUGUCGUCGAGAUGAAGACGUUUCGAGACCAGUUCCUUGCAGCUGAAGGACAAGGAGAACUAGCGAGCUUUUGGCUGCGUAAGUCCCGCAAACCUGUACUUGCAGUGCUGUUGAUCGAGAAAGCUGCUUCAAGCAGCAAUGAAAGUCCGACAGUGGUGGUGCAACGAGGUAUGAAUUGUGAAGUGUCGAUGCCGACGGGUUCGUUAUGUGCUGAGCGCAAUGCUAUUGGCAGUGCAUUGGCCAGCGAUCCAACGUUGACUCGUCGAGCGUUAAAGAUGAUUGCCGUGCUAGGCUUGAACCUCGCUGGAGAGGAUAUUGGCAGCAGCAAUAUUGUUACGAGUUCGACGCCAUUGGUAUCUACUGACCAAAGUGAGGAGAGAGUGCAAGAGGACAGUGAGGCUGAGGAGGAGUUAUCUCGAGUCUCCACUAGGGCUACUUCUACUUUGGUUGAACCGACUUUAGUAUCGAGUCAAUCUCGCUCGAAAACUACAGCGGAUGUUGACGUGGCGGUCGAGCCUGAUCGGAUGCAACGGAUAGUAUCCAGUCCGAGGCUGUCAGAAGACAAAGGAGCAAAGGGAUUGAUUUUGAGCGACGAAUGUGGCCAGCUUUGCAGCAGGGCAAGUGAAGGUUGCGGACAUGGGAAGCGCAGUCGAGAGCACGUGGAUGACGUCACUUCCAGGUCAUUGACGAAACCCAAGCGGCCACGCACGUUUUCGUGUGACGAGUGGAUCUCGGACUCAAUGAGAGGAGCCAGGGCAUUGCCGGAUCGGAACCCCUUGGCGCCAUGUGGGGCAUGCAAGGAAUGGCUGGUUAAAAUCGCGGAAGCCAAUCCGUCGUUUCGCGUGAUCACGUUUGACAACGCGCGCUGUCGUCAUGUCUACAUUAACCAGAUCAUUUGA